Messenger RNA from Trypanosoma grayi, 435 nucleotides. RefSeq names its product splicing factor 3A subunit 2. Bases 1 to 435 code for a protein of 144 amino acids. NCBI's taxonomy places the organism in Eukaryota, Euglenozoa, Kinetoplastea, Trypanosomatida, Trypanosomatidae. The transcript has a single exon. Gene Ontology annotation, cellular component: U2-type prespliceosome; U2 snRNP; catalytic step 2 spliceosome. Gene Ontology annotation, molecular function: zinc ion binding; nucleic acid binding. The record is from RefSeq and is a predicted model, not a curated record. Gene Ontology annotation, biological process: spliceosomal complex assembly.
AUGUCGUCCGUGAAGGCCUUCAAUCCCUCGCUCCAGGCGCGGCGUGACCCGUACUACAAGCGCAACCACAUGGGCCGCGUCACGUGCACGCUGUGUGACAUCUGCUGCACCGACGACAACAACUUCCUCAAGCACCUCGCGGGCAAAACACAUCGGAUGCAGCUUGAGCGGAUGGAGCGCAAUGCACGGCGUGAGGAGCGCCUCGCCGAAGAGGAGGAGCUCAACAAGGAGGCGAUACGGCGCGCCGAGCAGGAGAAGGCUGCGCGCGACCUCCUGUUGCAGCAGCAGUCUGGAAGUCGCAGCGGGGCCGCCGCUGCUGCCGCGGCUGCUGGCUUCGCACCGUUCGGUAAGCCGCAGUUUCACUACUGNGCAGUCUGGAAGUCGCAGCGGGGCCGCCGCUGCUGCCGCGGCUGCUGGCUUCGCACCGUUCGGUAA